Molecule: messenger RNA, 2340 nt
Organism: Erinaceus europaeus (western European hedgehog)
Lineage: Eukaryota; Metazoa; Chordata; Mammalia; Eulipotyphla; Erinaceidae
Product: guanylate-binding protein 1-like
Exons: 11
Coding region: 187-1965 (592 amino acids)
Molecular function (GO): GTP binding; GTPase activity
Source: RefSeq, a predicted model, not a curated record
ACUCUGGCUCAGUUAAAAAGUGGCUUGACUUCCAGUAAUUUAUUUAGUCUCUGUGGAAAUCUCAUAAGGGGAGGUGGAAGAGUUGGGAGAAAUAAAAGCCCAGCCAUCCAGUUAGAGGCAGAGGAGUAAUAAAAGUCACUCAGCCUGAAGUGAGGAGAAAAACACAGGCAAGAGAAAACACUGAACAUGGACUCACAGAUACACAUGACAGGCCCUGUGUGUCUCAUUGAGAACACUAAUGGUGGCCUAGUGGUUAAUCCAGAGGCUUUAAAGAUCCUGUCCGCCAACACACAACCUCUUGUGGUAGUGGCCAUUGUGGGUCUCUACCGCACAGGCAAAUCCUACCUGAUGAACAAGCUGGCUGGGAAGAACAAAGGUUUCUCUCUGGGAUCCACAGUACAGUCUCACACCAAAGGAAUCUGGAUGUGGUGUGUGCCUCAUCCGAAGAAGCCAAACCACAGCUUAGUGCUUCUUGACACUGAGGGCCUGGGAGAUAUAGAGAAGGGUGACAACCAGAAUGACUCCUGGAUCUUUGCCCUGGCAAUUCUUCUGAGCAGCACCUUCGUGUACAACAGCAUGGGGACUAUCAAUCAGCAGGCCAUGGACCAACUGCAUUAUGUGACAGAACUAACAGAUCGAAUAAGAGCAAAAUCUUCACCUGACAGCAGUGAGACUGAUGAUUCUGCUGACUUUGUGAGUUUUUUCCCAGACUUUGUGUGGACACUGAGAGAUUUCUCCCUAGAAUUGGAAGUAGAUGGAGAACCUAUCACAGCAGAUAUGUACCUGGAAAAUUCACUCAAGCUUAAGAAAGGUACCAGCACAAAAGAAAAAAAUUUUAAUCUGCCCCGGAUAUGUAUUCGAAAGUACUUCCCAAAGAAGAAAUGCUUUGUUUUUGACCGGCCCACUCAACGGAAAAAACUAGGCCAGUUGGAGACAAUGUGUGAUGAAGAGCUGGACUCUGAGUUUGUGCAACAAGCUACAGAGUUCUGUUCCUACAUCUUUAGCAGUGCCAAAAUUAAAACGCUUUCCGGAGGCAUUGAGGUCAAUGGACCACGUCUGGAGAGCCUGGUGCUGACCUAUAUCAGUGCCAUCAGCAGUGGGGAUCUGCCCUGCAUGGAGAAUGCUAUCCUAGCCUUGGCCCAGAUUGAGAACUCAGCUGCAGUACGAAAGGCCCUUGACCACUAUGAACAGCAGAUGAGGCAGAACAUGAACCUGCCUACAGAAACCUUCCAGGAGCUGCUAGACCUGCACAGAGUCAGUGAGAAAGAGGCCAUCGAAAUCUUCAUCAAGAGUUCCUUCAAGGAUGUUGACCAGUUAUUUCAAAAGGAAUUAGCGAUUGAGCUAGAAAAGAAGUUGGAUGGCUUCUGUGAACAGAAUAUGAAUGCUUCAUCAGAUCGUUGCUUAGCUUUACUUAAGGAUAUUUUCAAUCCUCUAGAAGAAGAGGUAAAACAAGGAAUUUAUUCUAAGCCAGGAGGAUAUCAACUCCUCCUGCAGAAGAUAAGAGAGUUGAAGAAUAAGUAUCUCCAGGAACCUGGAAAGGGGGUACAGGCUGAAGAAGUUCUUCAGACGUAUCUGAAGUCCAAAGAGUCCGUGAUUGAUGCAAUUUUACAAACAGACCAGACUCUCUCAGAAAAGGAAAAGGAAGUUGAAGUGGAACGUGUGAAAGCUGAAUCUGCACUGGCUGCAACAAAAAUGUUGGAGGAAAUGCAAAGAAAGAAUCAGCAGAUGAUGGAAGAGAAAGAUAGGAGUUAUCAAGAACAUAUGAGACAACUGACUGAGAAGAUGGAGAAUGAGAGACAAAUGAUGAAAGAAGAGCAAAAGAAUAUUAUUGAACUAAAACUUAAGGAGCAGGCCCGACUACUAGACGAAGGAUUCAAAAAGGAGAGCAGACAACUUCAAGAAGAGAUAAAGAAUCUUCAGAAUAACAUGCGUAGACAACCACCACCAAUUUGUGUCAUAAGCUAAAGAUGUAAAAAAGAAAGAAAUAGAGAAAAAAACAAAAUAAAUAGAGCAUUCUUGGCCACUGACACUUAAUAACUAUAAUUAGGUCUUCAUUGUUUUUACUUUUUAUUCUUGAUUUCAAGAUUGUUCUUCAUAACAUGAUUAGAAGAUUAUAGGGAUUCUCGGGCCAGGUGGUGAUGCAUCUGGUUAAGCACACACAUUACAGUGUGUAAGGACCUGGGUUCAAACCUCUGAUCCCCACCUGCAGGGAAAGCUUCACCAGUGGUGAAGUAAGGCUGCAAGUGUGUCUCUAUCUCCCUCUCUCCUCUCAAUUCUCUCUGUCUCUACCCAGUAAAAUAAUAAUAAUAAUAAAACCACCUUACAAAAAACUAAUUUAUU